AUGGAUACGCCCGAAAAGGGGCGGCCGCUGCCCGCGCCGCCGACCCCGCUCAGCGAACGGCGCUGGGAGAAUCGCGACGAGCUCUCAGAGAGCAGCACCGCGCCGCAGCUCGUGCGCACGGCGGGAAUGACCCCGGUGCGUGUGACGCCCUUUUCGCCACACACGGGACGCAGCAGCCCCCGCCCGCUGCCGAGCGUCGAGCAGGGGCGUCCGUUGCCGAGUCCUCAAAGCAUGCAUGCGAUCCGCGCUGGCCGCGAGAGUCCGCUUGCGAGGCGCGUACCGCCGCGGCCCGUGACACCGCAGGCGCCUGUUCCGGUCAUUGCGCGUGCGGCGUCGCCGCUCAAAGGCGGCCGUCCGAUGCCGUCGGACGACGUGUUUAGCGACUCGCCCCGACGGCCGGUGACGCCCGUAGGCGAGCGGCCGACGACACCCGUGAGCGAGCGGCCUGUAUCGCCGCGCGGUGCGCGGCCACCUGCGACGCCCCCGCGCACGCCCCCGCCGCCGUCGCGCACGCCCGAGCCGCGUCCCACGACGCCGCUCGAGUCGCUGCACCCCGACCGCCCCGAGACGCCGACACGCUGCCGGACGCCCGAGGCGAAUAUCCCCCGCAUUGCACGUACGCCGUCGCCUGUGCGCUCUAUGCGUCCCUAUCCCAUGACCCCCGCAAUCCCCGGCGGUCCUCCUGUGCCGAUGAUUAUGAUUGAUGGCGAGGUCAUGACCGACGCCAUGAUGGACCCCAGCGAGGCACACGAUGCGACGGUCUCCUUUGACGAUAUCUCUGUUCCGCAUGCGCAGCGUGCGUCGCGUACCUCGGCCGCGGACCGUGCCGGGGUGCGCGUGUCGGCUGGCAUCCACCAGACGUGCCACGGCUGUGACAAGUGGAUCGGCGGUGCGAUGGUGCAUGCAAUGAACCAUGCGUGGCACGCGCGGUGCUUUGUCUGUGCGCAGUGCACGACGCCGCUUGAGCACGUCUCGUUCUACGAGCACGACGGCCGUCCGUACUGCCACCUCGAUUUUCACGAGCUCUUUGCGCGCCGCUGCUUCCACUGCCAGACGCCGAUUGUCGAGGAGCGGUUCGUCACGAUCGACGACGCGCAGCUCGGCGAGCGCUCGUACCACGAGCUGCACUUUUUCUGCGCGAGCUGCGGCGAUCCAUUCCUGGAUCCCAAGGAUUUGCCGUCGCCCAAGCCUGACGCGAGCGUCGAUACCGACGAGGGGUACGCCGGCAAGCCGUUCUUUGUACAGGGUGCGCACCCCUACUGCGAAAAGUGCCACACGCGGCUGCACAAGCCCAAGUGCAAGGCGUGCCGCCUGCCGAUUGAGCACGACGUGGUGCGUGCGCUGCGCGCAGACUGGCACCCUGACUGCUUCGUCUGCACGCGCUGCCGCGCGCCGCUGCACGACGCGCCGGUCUUUCAGGGGCCGGACGGCGCGCCGUGCGACUUGGACUGCUACCAAGCGUGGAUGCGUCGUGCGAACUAG
Messenger RNA from Malassezia japonica, 1482 nucleotides. RefSeq lists its product as uncharacterized. The transcript has a single exon. Gene Ontology annotation, molecular function: transcription coregulator activity. NCBI's taxonomy places the organism in Eukaryota, Fungi, Basidiomycota, Malasseziomycetes, Malasseziales, Malasseziaceae. The coding region runs from base 1 to 1482 and encodes 493 amino acids. The record is from RefSeq and is a predicted model, not a curated record. Gene Ontology annotation, cellular component: nucleus; Z disc.